ACCAAAUAAAAACAAAAUUUUGCAUUAAGAGUUGACAGACAAAUCUAUCCGGGAGUUUUCCAAAAAGCUAACUCUUCAUAACUGAUUAAAAAGAGUGGACAGGAAGUUCUUUCAGAGAGUGCCAUAGUUUAUACUGGUGCGUCCAGUGUGGGAGUAAAGAACUCAGGUGCAGAGCACAAAAAGACCAAAGAGUGAAAAAAAUGGAGAGUGACGAUUCUCGCGAAAUCGUUGUACAAGCAUCAAUUUUCGAGGGAGACGCCGUUGAAUCAGGCGAUGAUCUUGAUGAGGAAAUUCCAGCUGUAAUGUUUACCUGUCAGUAUUGUGAAAAAUACUUCAAAUCGAGAGAAACGUAUGAGAUUCACUCACAGAUGCACGUUGAUCGAAAUUUACGAAGGUGCGAUUACUGUGAAAAUUGGUAUCACACAGAUGAGCAACUUGAAAUUCAUCUUCGUGACCAUUUAGACAUGAAGCCAUUCUUCUGUCGUGUCUGCGGUGAUAGAUUUUCCAAUCAGCACGGCUUGGAGCAUCAUCUCCAACUGCAUGGGGGUAUAAAGCUCUUUCGGUGCGUCUUUUGCUUCGAAAUGUUCAGUGUACUAGAUCAACUGAACAACCACCUGGUACUGCAUGCCCCACCGAGUGUGUAUAAAUUCCAGGAAGUCACAGAAGAGACACCUGAGGUGUCCAAAGAAGCUGACGUACCGAGAGAAUGUCAAAAAAUUCCCCCAAUCCUUCCGGUUGUUGUGGAAGGAGCCGAAGAAGAGCGCCCAACAUCUCCGGAUAAUGCAACAAAGAGACUAAUGGCUAAAUUGCCAAAGUUGGCGCCAAAAGAUGGUGAUAGGCCACCACCGAGAGCCUCCAAAGUUAUAGCUAAAACACCACCAAAAAGCAACAUAUCCCAAACAAAGGAUCCCCCACGUGGUGGUCCACGGGACCGUAAUUCACCAACAACCUCCGCACCAGCAAACAACCGUAGGCAGAAGCCUGUGGAGGACACCGAUAGUACGGGACGAUGUAGAAAUUGUGGAAUUCACUUUGCAACGGCAAAGAAACUUCGGGUACACCUUCGGCAAUGUCGUCACAGUAAGAACAUCUGUAGGGCUAAAAGGUGAAGAUAGAACAGGUGAAAUUGGUAAAAAAAAAAGCCACAACACCCCAUCUUGCCAGAGUGACUGAAUCUCCAUGAUUUUCCUACCAUCGAUGUUUAAUGUCUCUGUGGAAAUGCGUCAUGUGUAUAUCAAUUUGCGAAUAAAUGUGAGAACGUCAGCUUAAAAAAAAA
Molecule: messenger RNA, 1276 nt
Organism: Lutzomyia longipalpis
Lineage: Eukaryota; Metazoa; Arthropoda; Insecta; Diptera; Psychodidae
Product: zinc finger protein 236-like
Exons: 2
Coding region: 201-1109 (302 amino acids)
Biological process (GO): regulation of DNA-templated transcription
Molecular function (GO): RNA polymerase II cis-regulatory region sequence-specific DNA binding; DNA-binding transcription factor activity, RNA polymerase II-specific
Source: RefSeq, a predicted model, not a curated record